This is a messenger RNA of Dentiscutata erythropus, 642 nucleotides long. The record is from the annotation of a GenBank genome assembly. NCBI's taxonomy places the organism in Eukaryota, Fungi, Glomeromycota, Glomeromycetes, Diversisporales, Gigasporaceae.
AUGUUGACCAAGUGCUGUUUCUGCAUUGGCUUGAGGGCGGCAACUCUCUUAUUGGCCACUCUUGGGGCUUUAGCAUAUAUGACCAAUGCCUAUCAUUUUUCACAAUUGUCUGGACAAUUUGGUUCCUUUUAUAGUGCAUUAUCUACUUAUUAUAUCGGAGCAACAUUCGCAUGUAUCGCUGGUAUCAUUGGUGUAAUUAAGAAUAAAAUAAAUUAUGUAAAAAUCUAUUCGAUCUUCUAUUGGUGGCAACUUUUAUUGGGAUUCACUCUAUCCAUCGUGUUUUCCGUUGUUGCCUUUUACUUUGAUAAGGAUAUCUGUGAAAAAUUAAUCGAACAACCUGAUGUUGAUAUGGACAUGGAUACAUGCAUGAACUGGUAUAUAAAGACUGCCUCCAUGAUGGUUGUUUGCCUUGGAAUAUCAUGUCUCAUUGAUCUUCACUUCUGCAUGGCCGUAUGGGCAUAUUACCAGAGACUCAAAGUCGAACAACAAUAUGACACACUCUCAGAUCCUGGAUAUGUUAUUUUUUACACAUCAGUUCCUGCUUAUGCUAGUUCCCAACCACCAGCUUAUGAAUCAGUUCCUCAAUCUGACUCCAAAGCUAUAUCUACCAAUUCUAAUGUUCAAAAUAAUGCCAAACAAUAG